AGAGACAGACCGACAGACACUCGCCAGGCGACCGGCCGGGGGGUCGUUGGGGCCCGGAAGCCGCGACCGAGCGAGACUCCAAACUUGGAGAGAGGAGUGACCUGGGGGCCGGGGGCGGAGUCGUGAGCGGGGGAGGAGAGCGCCAGCGCUAGCGCCAGCGCCAGCCAGAGGAGCGCGGCGGCCCAGGAAGCCAGAGCGCCGCCCACCCAUCCGGGGCGAAGCGCGCGGGGAAGCAGGCUGGGCCGGGGGCUGCCAGCCUCAACCCCCCACGGCGACCCCUCGACCCCCCCCAGCCCGGACCCAAGAUGAUGAAGAGGCAGCUGCACCGCAUGCGGCAGCUGGCCCACACGGGCAGCCUGGGACGCACCCCAGAGACUGCCGAGUUCUUGGGUGAGGACCUGCUGCAGGUGGAGCAGCGCUUGGAGCCUGCCAAGCGAGCCGCUCACAAUGUUCACAAGCGGCUGCAGGCCUGUCUACAGGGCCAGAGCGGGGCCGACAUGGACAAGCGGGUGAAGAAGCUUCCUCUCAUGGCUCUUUCCACCACGAUGGCUGAGAGCUUCAAAGAACUGGACCCCGAUUCCAGCAUGGGGAAGGCCUUGGAGAUGAGCUGUGCCAUCCAGAACCAGCUGGCCCGAAUCUUGGCUGAGUUUGAGAUGACCCUGGAGAGAGAUGUCCUGCAACCGCUCAGCAGGCUGAGCGAGGAGGAGCUGCCUGCCAUCCUCAAACACAAGAAGAGUCUGCAGAAGCUGGUGUCCGAUUGGAACACCCUCAAGAGCAGGCUCAGCCAGGCAGCCAAGAACUCAGGGAGCAGCCAAGGCCUGGGUGGCGGCCCAAGCAGUCACAGCCACCUCACCACCGCCAACAAGGUGGAAACACUGAAGGAGGAAGAGGAGGAGCUAAAGAAGAAGGUGGAGCAGUGCAAGUGUCCUUUGUCCCCACAGCUCCUGGAGAUCCAGGCUGAUUACCAUCGCAGGUCACUGACCUCGCUCGACACGGCCCUAGCUGAGCUGAGAGACAACCACAGCCAAACAGAUCUCUCCCCCUUGAUGACGGCUGCCCCCAUCUCCAGGGUAUAUGGGGUGUCCCUGAGAACCCACCUGCAAGAGCUGGGUCGUGACAUCGCCCUGCCCAUCGAGGCCUGUGUCCUAAUGCUGCUGUCAGAGGGCAUGCAGGAGGAGGGCCUCUUCCGUCUGGCCGCCGGGGCCUCCGUGCUGAAGCGUCUCAAGCAGACAAUGGCCUCAGAUCCCCACAGCCUAGAGGAGUUCUGCUCAGACCCCCAUGCUGUGGCAGGUGCCCUCAAGUCCUAUCUCCGGGAACUGCCAGAGCCCCUGAUGACCUCUGACCUCUAUGACGACUGGAUGAGGGCAGCCAGCCUGAAGGAGUCUGGGGCUCGCCUGGAGGCCCUCGGUGAUGUUUGCAGCCGCCUGCCGCAAGAGAAUUUCAACAACCUCAGGUACCUGAUGAAGUUCCUGGCACUACUGGCAGAGGAGCAAGAGGUGAACAAGAUGACACCCAGCAACAUCGCCAUUGUCCUGGGGCCCAACCUGCUGUGGCCUGCUGAGAAAGAAGGGGAUCAGGCCCAACUGGAUGCAGCCUCUGUGUCCUCAAUUCAGGUGGUGGGUGUGGUCGAGGCGCUGAUACAGAAUUCAGACACCCUCUUCCCUGGAGACAUCAACUUCAGUGUAUCAGGCAUCUUCUCAGCCCUGGCCCCCCAGGAGAAGGUCAGUAGCCAACGAACCGCAGAGGAAUCGCCACCUGCUGCUGCGCCUGCGCCAGCUGCCACCCCAGCUCCCGUCCCGACACCUUCGAAAGAAAGGACAGAGUCGGAAUUGCCCAAACCAGCUUCUCCCAAGGUCAGCAGGAGCCCCACAGAGAUGGCUGCUUCAGCAGAGGACAUGACCCGGAGAACCAAGCGCCCGGCACCAGCCCGACCUACCAUGCCGCCUCCCCAGCCCUCCGGGGCACGCUCGUCCCCUCCAGCUCCAUCCCUGCCCCCCGGCUCUGGCAGUCCUGGCACUCCCCAAGCUCUGCCACGCCGUCUGGUGGGCACCAGCCUCCGGGCCCCCACGGUGCCUCCCCCGUUACCCCCCGUUCCUCCGCAGCCUGCCCGGCGCCAGAGCCGGCGUUUACCAGCCUCCCCGAGCCCGGCGUCCCCUGGCCCCGUCACCUCCAGCGCGCCUGCGCAGGUGGACCAGGGAGUCGGGGCAGAGGACAGAGGCGGCGCUGAGGCUGUAGGUGGGCACGCCACUCCUCCAAUGCUGCCACCCCAGCCCCGGCCCAGGGGCCUCACCUCAGAGACGGAUUGAGCAGGCCCUCCUGCCUGCCCAGUCCUCAGUGUCCCCUCCCUCCUCUUCUUGUCCUCCCGGGACAGCCCUUGCCCUGUGCCUAGGUGCCUGCUGGGUCGGCCCCCAUGGCUAGCAGGGCUCAGGCCAGCCCUCUGCUUUCUGA
This is a messenger RNA of Peromyscus maniculatus bairdii (prairie deer mouse), 2448 nucleotides long. The record is from RefSeq and is a predicted model, not a curated record. NCBI's taxonomy places the organism in Eukaryota, Metazoa, Chordata, Mammalia, Rodentia, Cricetidae.